Molecule: messenger RNA, 3758 nt
Organism: Seriola dumerili (greater amberjack)
Lineage: Eukaryota; Metazoa; Chordata; Actinopteri; Carangiformes; Carangidae
Product: sodium/hydrogen exchanger 6-like
Exons: 17
Coding region: 98-2221 (707 amino acids)
Biological process (GO): sodium ion transport; regulation of pH; proton transmembrane transport
Cellular component (GO): recycling endosome; membrane
Molecular function (GO): sodium:proton antiporter activity
Source: RefSeq, a predicted model, not a curated record
GAAGCUGUCAUUUGCUCCCCUUUAGUCCAAGCAGGAGUUUCCCUACAAAACCGAAAGGAAUUAAACGACAAAUGUAACAGUUUGACAGAAAGUCGAAAUGGGAAUUACACUAAGACACUCUCUUGGUGUUAAACCGUCAAAAGCGCUUCUGUUGUUGCCUUUUCUGUUGACAUUCGUGCUCGUCGGGAGCCAAGGCGAGAGCAAUGCAAUGGACAACGUCGCAACUGAGAGGAUGGCUGAGGAGAGCCAUCGUCAGGACAGUGCCAAUCUUCUCAUAUUCAUAAUGCUCUUAACACUCACCAUUUUAACUAUAUGGUUGUUCAAACACCGGCGAUUUAGGUUCCUGCACGAAACAGGACUCGCCAUGAUCUAUGGCCUGUUGGUGGGUGUGAUCCUGCGGUUUGGUGUCCACGUGCCCCAGAGCAUGAGUGACUUGGUCCUCAGCUGUGCAGUCAACGCCAGUCCUGCUACUCUGUUGGUCAACGUCAGCGGCCGAUUCUACGAGUACACUCUGAAGGGGGAAGUCAGCCGGAGCAAAGGGCACCAAGUUCAGGAUGAUGAGAUGCUGAGAAAGGUGACCUUUGACCCAGAGGUGUUUUUCAACAUUUUGCUGCCUCCCAUCAUCUUCCACGCUGGUUACAGUCUGAAAAGGAGACAUUUUUUCAGAAACAUUGGCUCCAUCCUGGCAUAUGCUUUCAUGGGAACAGUUGUAUCAUGCUUUGUUAUUGGGUUGAUCAUGUAUGGCUUUGUUUCCUUCAUGAAAGUUGUGGGUCAGCUAGCGGGAGAUUUUUACUUUACUGAUUGCCUCUUCUUUGGGGCCAUUGUUUCGGCAACAGACCCAGUGACAGUGCUGGCUAUCUUCAAUGAGCUCAAGGUGGAUGUGGACCUGUAUGCUUUACUCUUUGGGGAGAGUGUCCUGAAUGAUGCUGUGGCCAUCGUCCUCUCUUCCUCCAUUGUGGCGUACCAGCCUGCGGGAGACAACAGCCACAGCUUCGAGGCCAUGGCCAUGCUGAAAUCCUUCGGCAUCUUCCUGGGUGUCUUCAGUGGAUCCUUUGCUCUUGGAGUGGCCACUGGAGUCAUGACUGCUCUCGUGACCAAGUUCACUAAGUUGCGGGACUUCCCCUUGCUGGAGACGGCUCUCUUUUUUCUCAUGUCCUGGAGCACUUUCCUGUUGGCUGAGGCCUGCGGGUUCACAGGUGUGGUAGCUGUGCUCUUCUGUGGGAUCACUCAGGCUCACUACACCUACAACAAUCUCUCCCCGGAAUCUCAGGACAGGACCAAACAGUUGUUUGAGCUGCUGAACUUCCUGGCAGAGAACUUCAUCUUCUCCUACAUGGGUCUGACUCUCUUCUCCUUCCAGUCACAUGUUUUCAACCCUUUGUUCAUCAUUGGAGCCUUUGUGGCAGUGUUUCUGGGCAGAGCAGCAAACAUCUAUCCUUUGUCCUUCCUGCUCAACCUGGGCCGCAAGAACAAGAUCGGGUCCAACUUUCAGCACGUCAUGAUGUUUGCAGGUUUGCGUGGGGCGAUGACCUUUGCUCUUUCCAUCCGAGACACAGCGACGUACGCUCGUCAGAUGAUGUUUUCAACUACCCUCCUCAUUGUCUUCUUUACCGUCUGGAUCUGUGGCGGGGGCACCAUGCCCAUGCUGUCAUUCAUGAGCAUACCGGUGGGUGUGGACUCUGAUCAAGAAAACUCUAGUUCUGCAGUGUUGGAUGGGACACAGCGGAGGAACACCAAACACGAGAGCGCGUGGCCCUUCAGGAUCUGGUAUAACUUUGACCACAACUACCUGAAACCUCUCCUGACCCAUAGCGGUCCUCCUCUCACUGCUACUCUGCCUGCUUGUUGUGGACCGCUGGCACGAUGCCUCACCAGCCCACAGGCCUAUGAGAAUGAAGGUCCGCUCCAUGACGAUGACUCUGACUUCAUCCUGAACGAUGCCAACGUGAGCUCCAUGUACGCCGACGUCACCGUCAGCACAGACGCAUCAGGAUCCCACACUAUAAACCGUAAGCGCUCCACCGCCAGCAUCGGGGGCGGCCCGUCUGAUGAGGGUCUGGAUCACGAGCUCGCCCUGGCGGAGCAUGAGGUUGCAAUCAGGGGCACCCGUCUGGUCCUGCCGAUGGACGACCCAGUGGAGCCCCCGACCACCGUCACCCUGCCCCCGCCGCCCUCCCCGCCACGCUCUGACCCUCGCAGACACAGACUGACUGCUUGGUGAUGAAAGGCUGUUGUUGCGAACCUUUUCCUAAAAAGCACUAUGACUCUUCCCACUGAAGGUACAUUGUACAGCAGGGAAGUCACGGGGGAGGUAGAUGUUCAUUCCAGGAGUUUGUCGUCCUCUACAGUGUGUGCAUGUUAAAACAAUAUCUCCUUCCCAUACUGUAGCAGACGCUUGUACUUUAUACUCGGAAACUAGAGCUUCCCUGUGUGUGAAUUUUGUGUGUUUGUGUGUGUUUGUGUGUGUGUGUGUGUGUGUGUGUGUGUGUGUGUGUGGGGCUGAGGCUGAGGCUGAGUGUGUGGCUGAUCUGGCCAAAUCAACUGCUGUGGUUAUUAGGGCUAAUGUCUUUCUGGGUUUUCUGUCGUCAUCUGGUUUAAUCAUCUUUAAAUGAAAAAAAAAAAACUGCCAUGUCUCUGUGAUGUUGUAUCAUCAAAGAUGACUGAGGGCUGGCUGAACUGUUCUGAAUUAAAGUGCCUAUUCAUAAAUUGAAUUAACUAAUGUAGAUUUGUACAUAUUUGAUUUGCUAAUGUGAAGUAAGAUGAUCUUUUUGGUUUUUAUAUGACACUAAACCCUUUGAUGUUAUAUAUUGUAUUCCCAGUAUAAUUAGGCCAUUAGGCGAGUGCCUGCAUUUUAAUAUUUGUCUUAAACAGUGCAAACUAAAAUAUUAUACUAAUUAAUGGAAAAAAAAACUCUUAAUAUUUUGUCAGAUAUAAUCUUUUUGUGUACUUUUGGAAAAUGUAUACUUUGUCAAAAAAGUACAUGUGGCUUUUUAAAUGAAACAAUUAGGAACUCAAUUUGAAUUUGAAGGUGAAGGGAAAGAUAUAGUAGUAGUACACAGGAGGAUGACACAGACUUUUUACUGAUGCAUUGUCUGUUUUGCACCUUUUUUGGCAAUUAAGCUCGUCUACUCUGUUCCCACCUCAAUGAGAGGCAUUUUGCACCAUGUUAUCUCCUUAGAUCCUUGUUUAUCCUGUUUUCUGCUGAGCAGGCCCAUCUAACAUAGCAAGGCUAAUUUUUAUGACUUCCUGGUCAAAAUUAUAUUUUUAAAUGUGAAAAUGUUUGUUUUAAUUGUAUCAACAUGAUCUUCAAGCAGUAUUCUUAAUAUGAGGUUUGGUGUCUGUAUAAUCACCCAGACAAAUGAACAUGAGUGAAUUUGCAUUUGUUUUCUUUUAGUAAAGUACUCUUUGAUUUUCAUUUGUUUGCUAAAUGUAUUUGAACCAUAAAACUUUGUUUAUAUGGGAAUUUUGAAGAAACAGUUGUAACCUUACAAUAGCAGCCACAACUAAAAACCUGAAAAUGUUAGACUAUGUUUCUGCUGUUUGUAGAAACUGUUCAUGACAGUUAUAUUUGUGAAAAGUACACCUGCAAUAGGCCUAUAUGUGAAUGUUUUUAAAAUGUGAACUUAUGUUGAAGGGAAAAAUAAUCUCAUAUUUAAUAGAUUUUUUCCCUGUGUAGUCCUCAAGUUAUUAACAGUGUCUUCUAAGUCAGACAUCUUGCGAGUGUACUGGAAAUAAAUAAAAACAACUCGUGAAAUUGA